CUUACACUCGCGGCACAGGCUGACAGUAUUGUCGGGGGCUAUUCUCUCUCCCAGGAACAUGGCGGCGAGUCAGGGAGGAGGUGGUAACAGUGGGGGCGGCGGUUGUGGUGGAGGUGGAAGUAGCGGUGGCGGUGGCACGGCCGGAGGGGGAGGUGGCGGGGCUGGAGGGGGAGGCGGCGGCGGCGGCGGCGGCGGCGGGACCCUGGUGGUCCCCAUCCCGGUACCGACUCUUUUCGGUCAGCCGUUUCCCAACGGGCCGCCGUGGAACCCGGGUAGCCUGCAGCCUCAGCACACCGUGAGGAGCCUGGACCGGGCCCUGGAGGAGGCGGGCAACUCCGGUAUCCUGAGCCUCGGUGGUCGGAAGCUCCGAGACUUCCCGGGCAGCGGCUACGACCUGACGGACACCACCCAAGCAGAUCUUUCCAGAAAUCGUUUUACAGAAAUUCCUUCUGAUGUCUGGUUAUUUGCACCCCUUGAAACAUUAAAUUUAUAUCAUAAUUGCAUCAAAAGCAUUCCUGAAGCCAUUAAAAAUCUGCAGAUGUUAACGUACCUUAACAUUAGCCGAAAUCUUUUAUCAACAUUGCCAAAAUACCUAUUUGAUCUUCCCCUUAAAGUUUUGGUCGUCAGUAAUAAUAAACUAGUAUCCAUUCCAGAAGAAAUUGGGAAGUUAAAAGAUUUAAUGGAGUUGGAUAUUAGCUGCAAUGAGAUUCAAGUCCUUCCCCAACAAAUGGGAAAAUUACAUUCACUUAGAGAGCUAAAUAUAAGAAGAAAUAAUCUUCAUGUUUUGCCAGAUGAAUUAGGAGAUCUUCCCUUAGUCAAGCUGGAUUUCUCUUGUAAUAAAGUGACCGAAAUUCCAGUUUGUUACAGAAAGCUGCAUCAUUUACAAGUAAUAAUUUUGGAUAACAAUCCAUUGCAAGUACCACCAGCACAGAUAUGUUUAAAGGGUAAGGUGCAUAUAUUUAAGUACUUAAAUAUUCAAGCAUGUUGCAGAAUGGAUAAGAAACCAGAUUCCCUGGAUCUUCCAUCAUUGAGUAAACGAAUGCCCUCCCAGCCUCUCACAGACAGUAUGGAAGAUUUUUAUCCAAAUAAAAAUCAUGGUCCUGACUCUGGAAUUGGAAGUGAUAAUGGAGAGAAACGAUUAUCCACAACAGAACCGUCAGAUGAUGACACAGUCAGCCUUCAUUCUCAAGUCUCAGAAUCAAAUAGAGAGCAGACAUCAAGAAAUGACAGUCACAUAAUAGGAAGUAAGACUGAUUCUCAGAAAGACCAGGAGGUAUAUGAUUUUGUUGACCCCAACACAGAAGAUGUAGCAGUUUCUGAACAGGGAGAUGCACAUAUUGGAUCAUUUGUAUCUUUCUUUAAGGGAAAAGAAAAAUGUUCUGAAAAAUCUCAGAAAAAUGAAGAAUUAGGAGAUGAAAAAAGACUUGAGAAAGAACAGUUACUGGCAGAGGAAGAGGAUGAUGAUUUGAAGGAAGUAACUGAUUUGAGGAAAAUAGCUGCUCAGUUAUUGCAGCAAGAACAGAAGAACAGGAUUCUUAAUCAUUCAACUUCUGUGAUGAGAAACAAGCCAAAACAAACUGUGGAAUGUGAAAAGAGUGUCUCAGCAGAUGAAGUUAAUUCACCAUUAUCACCCCUCACAUGGCAGCCCUUAGAAAAUCAGAAGGAUCAAAUAGAUGAACAACCGUGGCCAGAAUCUCACCCUAUAAUCUGGCAGAGUGAAGAAAGGAGGAGGAGCAAACAGAUUAGAAAAGAAUAUUUUAAGUAUAAAUCAAUGAGGAAGAGUUCAAGUGGCAAUGAAAAUGAUGAGCAAGACAGUGAUAAUGCUAAUAUGUCACCACAAUCUCCAGUAUCAUCUGAGGAAUAUGACAGAACUGAUGGUUUUUCACACAGUCCCUUUGGCUUGAAGCCUAGAUCAGCUUUUAGCCGCUCAUCUCGCCAAGAAUAUGGGGCAGCAGAUCCGGGAUUUACAAUGAGAAGAAAGAUGGAACAUUUACGGGAAGAGCGAGAGCAAAUACGACAACUUCGCAACAAUCUUGAAUCCAGGUUAAAAGUAAUUUUGCCUGAUGACAUUGGAGCUGCACUGAUGGAUGGGGUUGUUCUUUGCCAUUUAGCCAAUCAUAUAAGGCCACGUUCUGUUGCUAGUAUUCAUGUACCAUCACCAGCAGUGCCCAAACUGAGCAUGGCAAAAUGUCGAAGAAAUGUAGAAAAUUUUCUUGAUGCUUGUAAAAAGUUGGGUGUCUCACAGGAAAGACUUUGUUUGCCUCAUCAUAUUUUGGAAGAACGAGGACUUGUGAAAGUUGGUGUCACAGUUCAGGCGCUCCUUGAAUUACCAACAACCAAGGCAUCUCAGCUUUCUAUGGCUUGAUAUAACAUUUAAAAAAUUUAAGUGUAUAGUUUCAUUUAUUUGCAGUGAUUUCAAAUAUUUCAAAUUCAUGAAUAAGAGUAUUCCAUCAGAAAUAGUUUGCCUUAGGUCACGCCUUAGGAUUUUAAAAAAAUUACGUUGAAACAUCAGACUUAAACAUUGAAUUGCCCAAACUUCUUUUGGGUUAAAACUGGAUUAAUUUAAUAAGAGUAUUUGAUAAACUCAAAUUCUCUUUUUACUAAAUCAGUUGAUAAUCUUGAUUAUUUUUCAGAAAGCAGACUGAUACUAAAUUUAAAAUGUAGUUUCAAUUUAAUAAUCACGUUAGGUUUAAUUUUUUUACGUCAUAGCAUACUAGUAAACAUCUGGAUAAAGGUAAUUGUUUUUUAGCAAUUUAGAGCAAUUCUAUAUUUGAGUUAUUUAAUACACUUCUAAUUCUAAUUUAUACACAAUUUCUUCAAUCUUUGGUCUUAGUUUUCUAGAAAAAAAGGCGUAGAAGAAACAAUUCUGGCUUUAUAUUAAAUUCUUUUAGUAUUAUAGGUUGGUGCCAAAAUAUUUUCAGUUGUACUGUAGAUUGUUUACAUGUGAAGUGCCUGUGUAAUUGAUGACUCUUAUAUAGUCUUAAGCAUUUUUGCAAUUUUUUAAAUGUAUUUAAAUAGAGUCAAUGGAACUUUAAAAUAUUUUAGUAGAUUUUGUAGGGUCAGUAAUAUGUGAGGAUUUAAAUGAGCCUCACAUUGUGACAUUUGUGAUUUUUUAGUUAGUCCAUUGCAGUUUCCCUUAAAUUGGUUAUUUCAUGUUGUCAAAAAUACCAAUGUUAAUAUGGUUAAUUUAUGAUAUUUAAUUUUGUGAAACUUAAUCAUCUUUUAAAAUGUAUUAUUUGAAGAGUAUUUUAUUUCUGUAUUGAAAAUGUUACACAAAGCAGUAAAGUUUUUGAGAACUAGUGGAGUACUAAUUAUCAAGGACAUUUUGAUAAAACUGCCAAAGUUUGGGUUUAUAUCUUGCCUUUGAGCAGCAUUAUAUCAGUGCUGCCUUUAGCUAUAUUCAGAGAGCAGCAGUUGAGGAAUAGCCUUUUACUCAAAAUCUGGCCAUUUGUGAAUCCUGUAAACCUUGUGAUCUUCAAUUACUUUGAUGUUAAAUUAAAUACAGACUCUUCUAUAAAUAUUUUCAUGAGAUACUAUGUUACACAAAGUCCUUGUUUAACUUACAUAUGGGUAAAUUUACAUUGGUGGUAUUACAGGAAUUUUUCAAAAACAUUACUGUAAUGAAUAACUGAGUUUCCUAUAGAAAAAUCUUAAUAAUUACUUUUGUAGUAACCAAGCAAGCAUCAUAUCUUAAGUAUGUGAUCAUUUGUACUUCUUACCUCUUAAUAUGGAUGCAAGUUAUUAAAACUGUUGGCCUGGGUAUUUCAAAGGGUAUAUAUAAACGGUAAAAACUAGUGUGCCAAAUGGUAUAGGAACAAAUGUACUUUUUUUGAUCAGUUGGCAUGAAGCCAUAGAAUUAAAUUUUGGCUUUAGAAAUCAGAUGUGUUCAUUACAUUCCCCAAGGGUCAAAUUGGAGCUUUUAAAGAAUUAAAGCUUCUAUGACUGUAUGGUUUAAGAAUUAAAGUAUUAGUAAUUUAUUAAAUAUUUGAGCUUAUUAGUUGUUAAUUUUUUAGUUGGAUUAAAAAAAAAACUCACACAUUCUCCCUAGUAAAAACUUGGGUAAUAUAUGUAAGAAAUGGCAAAUAAAUACCUUAGUUAAUGACUUUUUAUGUAGAAAUUUGACAGCAUUACAAAUUAAGUGACCAUUUAAAACACAGCAAUCAUUCAUACUGCUUUCAUAGGUUUUAUGAUAGUCUCUGAUUAAUCAAUCUAGUGUUAAUUAUUUUACAAGUGUUGUCCUGUUUCAUAUCUUUGAAGUAGUAGUGAAAUUGUAGGCCAUUUUCUUAUUGCAUUUCACUUACUUGUCAGUUAAUUAUUCCUUUAAAAAGAAAAUACAGCAGAACCUCACUGUAGCAUUCUUUACUGCAAAGCAAAAUUCAAUUUAAGAUGGGCUUAUCUGAGGUCCAUAUCAUGGCAGUUCAUUACUCUUGUGCCAAAUGGCAACACCACCUCUAAAGCAGUUUCACAGCAUAGUCCCCUACAACGUUAUACCAAGGCUCUGAUGUAUUUCUUUUAGUAGUUUCUAAGUGUAAAAUUUAUUCUAAAUGUUUUUAUGGCUAUUAUCUAUUUCAUCAGUUAUUGAAUUAAGAAUGAUUUUCAUUACUUGAGUGGGAUUUGUGAUUUUAUGACAGUUAAAUAAUCAAAAAUAUUUUAUUAGGCCCCCAAAAUUUAAUAGAUAGCUAUUUCUGUUACAUUUUAUUACUGUAUGGCACAAGAAAGAAGUGACAUUGGGUAUGUUAGAAAUGAAAUAAGUAAAAAUGCAUUACCAUUUGUUUAAUAAUUAUCUUUACAGAAUGCUAGUUUAAUGACUUUUUUAACUGAAUUUUUUGAAUAAAUCAGAAAUGUUUGUAUUUGUCACAGAUCUAUCAUAAUUGAUUUUCUGAUGCAUUUAAAAAUAAAUGGAACACUUAAAUGUAUAUUACCGAUGCAAACUGUGGAUAAAGUUGAAAGACAAAAUUUUAA
This is a messenger RNA of Macaca mulatta (Rhesus monkey), 4962 nucleotides long. It is a transcript of the gene LRCH2, whose product is annotated as leucine rich repeats and calponin homology domain containing 2. Gene Ontology annotation, molecular function: protein binding. Gene Ontology annotation, cellular component: cytoplasm. Lineage: Eukaryota; Metazoa; Chordata; Mammalia; Primates; Cercopithecidae. The record is from RefSeq and is a predicted model, not a curated record.